AUGGACAGGCUUGUGAACAGGAUGAUGGUCGCUCUAGAUGGGAACGGUGACAUAUGGCAAGAGUUCAAUGAUCCGCCUCCAAAUCCUAUUCACAGUGCUGGCUUUUGGGCCUGGCAAACCACAUGCUGGAUCUUCUACGGCUUGGUUUCCCUUGUCUUCGUACCGUGGGCCCUGGCAAUGCACCUCGUCUUCUUGGUGCUACUCACCAUUAGUGGAUGUAUGCCUUUCUGGUGGAGGAACGGUCGGAAACCCUUCGUCUUCCUCUACGUCCUGACGGUGAUGUUACCGGGCAAAUAUCUCUGGUAUAACAUCUUCAGGGAUAAUCGGAGGAGAGGGAAGGUGUGGGAUUUUGAGAUGGCCAAGCCGCGGCCAAUACCGCUUCAAAAAAGACGUAGGCUGAGCGAUGGAGGACUGCUCCAGCCACAAGAAAUCUCUCCAUUCUUGACCAAAUUGCCUGCCGAGAUCCGUCUGAGGAUCUACAGCUAUGUUAUCGUGGGUAAAGCAGACUUUCUUAGCAUCAUGGAGACACAACCUCUGAAGAAGAGAGAGACUGUAAGAAGGAGACCCAUGGCCGUUCCUUGCUCUAUCUAUGACAGUGACAAUGAAUGGGAGGACAAUAAUAUCGAAAGAAAUAUCAGAGGCCUUCAUCAAAACCCGAGAACUCGCCCGGCUACGAGCCAGCUAGCUAUGGGUCUUCCGCUUCUCCGAACCUGCAAGCAAGUCUAUAACGAAGCAAUCGACCUAUUCUACAGCCUACCAGUGUUUAACUUCAAAGAUCUUCACAAACCACCAUUCUUCAUUCAGACGGUAUUGCCUCAACGCCUGGCCAAUAUUCGUUCCGUCCAUAUCGUUUACGAUCAGGCUCACGUUGUGAAACCCAACCAUGUGGCAUGUGGCACUGCCAAAUUUCACCACAAGAUUGGCGAAUGCAAGUUCUGUAAUCCAAUACAAUGGCUCAAUGGCAUCAGGGAGCACAUGGUCAAUCUCAGGUUUUUUGAAGCAUACCUUUUCCUCAAGAAAGAACAGCGCCUGCCGAAUAUGGGAGACACCUGGAUACAUAGACUGCUUGACUUGCAGGUGGGCCCGAAUGGACUACGACAAAUGAAGAUAGAUGUGUCACCGAAACAAGCAGACGAUGACAUUGCCUUUAUGGCUUUGAUCGACGAAGACGAGUACGUGAAGAAAGUGAGGCGGCUGGACGAUCAAUUGCAGCAGAAGCUGAAAGCCGGCAUUGAGAGGUACGUUGCUAGUCAACAAAAGCCUCAGGAUACUGUGGAAGAGACAAGACAGCCAUCGUUGACGAUCGAGCCCCCUCCAGAGGCACAUACCCGGAAUUCUCAUAACGAUGACACGCAGAAUACAGGCAUUGGGUGA
Molecule: messenger RNA, 1374 nt
Organism: Bacidia gigantensis
Lineage: Eukaryota; Fungi; Ascomycota; Lecanoromycetes; Lecanorales; Ramalinaceae
Exons: 1
Coding region: 1-1374 (457 amino acids)
Source: RefSeq, a predicted model, not a curated record